This is a messenger RNA of Esox lucius (northern pike), 3371 nucleotides long. It is a transcript of the gene zbtb49, whose product is annotated as zinc finger and BTB domain containing 49. Gene Ontology annotation, molecular function: RNA polymerase II cis-regulatory region sequence-specific DNA binding; DNA-binding transcription factor activity, RNA polymerase II-specific; protein binding. Gene Ontology annotation, cellular component: nucleus. The record is from RefSeq and is a predicted model, not a curated record. Gene Ontology annotation, biological process: regulation of transcription by RNA polymerase II. The coding region runs from base 287 to 2710 and encodes 807 amino acids. Lineage: Eukaryota; Metazoa; Chordata; Actinopteri; Esociformes; Esocidae. The transcript has 8 exons.
UGUGCGGAAAUUCUUCACUUGUUCAAACGCAAAGUGUCCUCAGGUGUCCGGGUGACUGAUCUCAGGCAAUCCCGUCUGUGAAGAAGCCAGAUGUGGAGGUCCUGGUCUGUCAUGGUUAUGACUUGUCACCGGCUCAAAGGCUGGUUGGACAAACUGCCAAAUUGUCUGAUUGUAGUAGUGGGUGGGGGCAGUACACUUGAAUCCCAAAACAGUGCUGGAGCUACACAAUAAGGAUAUUUUGAUGGAUGUUAUUCCCCAGGUCACCUGAAGGCUGCUCUUAAGAAGCAUGGAAGCGUUGUCCAGUCACAGUGCUUACCUCCUCCAGCAGUUACAGGAGCAGAGGAUCCAGGGGCUACUCUGUGACUGCAUGCUAGUAGUCAAGGGAGUGUGCUUUAAAGCCCACAAAAACGUCCUGGCGGCAUUCAGUUCAUAUUUCAGGUCUUUGUUCCAGAAUUCGCCAAGUCAUAAGAAUGAGGUUUUUCACCUGGUCAUUCAGGAUGUGGGAGGCAUCGGCCAGAUACUGGACUAUAUGUACACCUCCCAUCUGGACGUCAACCAGGACAAUGUACAAGCGCUGAUGGACAUCGCACAGUGCUUGCAGGUCCCCAAUGUGCAGGGCAUGUGCAACGCUUUCUUGAAACCCUGCGCGCCUGUCGUCGAGGCCCCUGCUUUCCCAUUGGCUGGUGUCUUGGCCUCAGAACAUGACUGCCUCCUCGGGACAGGCCUUGCCCAAGAUGUGGACCUUCACUGCCCUUCUUCGGAGGGCCAGAAGUCAGCCUUUGGCAGCGGGGCUCUUAUGUCUCACAGUGGGAGCAGUGCCUGUGAGACUACAGCCAGCACCCAGCCAGCCCCGGAGAAGCAGUUAGUCCAUGGCUACAAGCUACGCAACUUCUACAGCAAGCAGUACUUCAAGCAGAGUGCUGCUGCGGAGACCAGCAACGCGGCGUUGAACCACGGCCCGAGUCCCCUGGUGUUGGUCGAAGAGCAGCGGUACCAGUUUGGGGUGACGCAGCCAUGCAGGAGUGUUCCUGUGUGCUCCGGCGAAACGGCUCAGUCCGACCCACCUUGUUCCCAGGCUACGCCAGUUGAGAAGGAGUGUGGUCCGACGUUGCCUGCUGAAGAGCUGUCCGCCGCCGCCAACUCUGGGGGGAAGGUCUCCCCGGUCAACAAGCCCAUGCGGCCAAAGAAGGCAGUCUACCUGAAGAAAUACAACUACCUGCGCUCUCAGAAGGCUCUAGAGGAGAUGUGCGUCGAGCCGAGGGGGGAACCGGUCAAUCACUGCUCAAAUGAGACUCCCCAUGAGGAGGUGGUGGUCCAGGGCAAGGCACUAGUAGCUCCCGUUGACUCCCUGCCUCCUGUUAACUCCCUGCCUCCUGUUGACUCCCUGCCUCCUGUUGACUGCUUGACUAGAGACGUUGAAGUGGUACCGGAGUCUGUGAUGGAUUCUCAACUUCCCAGUCCGAUACCUGUUGACCAGGAGGUGGACCCGGACCGGCCAACUGUCCGUGAGCCAACAGAACCGACGACUAAGGCGCAGUACUGCUGUGAGAUUUGUGGCAAGACCUUCAAACACCCAAGCAACCUGGAACUUCACAAGCGCUCACACACUGGGGAGAAGCCAUUCCAGUGUAAUGUUUGCGGGAAAAACUUCUCACAGGCGGGUAAUUUGCAGACCCAUUUACGACGCCAUUCUGGAGAAAAACCAUACAUCUGUGAACUCUGUGGGAAAAGCUUCGCUGCCUCGGGGGAUGUCCAGCGUCACAUUGUCAUCCACACAGGAGAGCGGCCUCACCUGUGUGACAUAUGUGGACGAGGCUUCAGCAACUUCAGUAACCUGAAGGAGCACAAGAAAACCCACAGCACAGACAGGGAGUUCACCUGCGACCAGUGUGGCAAGUCCUUCAACAUGCACAGGAAGCUGCUGAAGCACAAGAUCAGGCACUCCGGGGCGAAACCGCACACCUGCCAGACCUGUGGGAAGAGCUUCGCUGGGACAGGUGACCUGCGCCGCCACGUGCGAACCCACACCGGGGAGAGACCCUACCUCUGCAACGCCUGCGGCAAAAGCUUCACCCGCUCGGCCCUCCUGAGGAGGCACUGCAGCGGGCACUGCAAGGCUACGCCCGACGAGGCCGGCCCGGACGCGGAGGACCCAGAGCAGCCUGGCAGCAGCAGCACCGACGGGGAAGGGGGAGGCCCGUUCCACAGGCCUGCCGGCCGAAGCAAAGCCCCUGUUCCCAGGCGCCCGCCACCGGCCUUCGCCGCCCCUUCCCAGGCGCCGGCGCGCUCGAAUUCCCCGUCGACUAGCGUCCACCUCAGCCCGACAGCCUUGACGUCCUUCCCUGAGCUGCGCUCCGUCGUGCCCCGGCACCUUCUCCCCUCAACGUCCUCCCGGCAGCAGGAGAAGUGCCCUCCUCUAGCGGACUCCCUGAAACUGGGCAAACCUCACAUACCUCAGGAGGCCCUUGUGUUUGGCCCCUACGCGGAAAACGGCCCAGUGGGGGUGGAGAUGCAGCAGCUGGGGUCUGGCGCCUCGGUGGUGUCCCGGCCGUAUCUCCCCACCCCUGACAGUUACUGUGGGGCCCUCCCGGGGGCCAAUCGCGUCACUGGCCCCCCCUACAGGGCAAGUGAGGGUCCCUUUUUUUCCAGUGUCACGCUGUGGGGGCUGGCCAUGAAAACACUGCAGAAUGACACUGACAUGGAUCAGUGAGAACUGGUGCGGUUUGAGUGCAUCUAAUGUGUCUUUCCUUCUGUUUGUUAGCACUGAUUUAAAGGCAUGGUUUUAAGGGAAACCAGCACUGGGUGCCAACUGAUCUGCUUUCCUCUGUUUUGUUAUUUCACAUCAUUGUAAAUGUAGGGAAAGGGACAAGGAAUGGUGGCUGCUCUGACUUUAUUUACAACUGCCCAUGGAAUUCUCUAAGGAAGGCCGACUUCUUCACACUGACGUUAUCUGACUUGAAUUAAUAAAAUAUCUCUCAGGAAUUUUCUUUAUGAGUUGUAUAUUGUUUUAGAACAAGUUGUUAUAAAGAUGUCAAGUUUAUAUUUGUAUGAAUAACCAUGUACCGUUAUGAAAUAAAGACAAAUAUAUAUGUUGCAGGAUGUGGGGUUCUCAUGCUACAAUGGUGUGUUCGUUAUCUCGCUCAUUCCAUCUCUUGAACGAAAACCCUAUGACACAACGUAGAGAAGACGCUUUUCAUUAUGGCUUCAAUAUGUUUCUCCUUUAGUGUCUCCAACGGAGUGGCUGUGUUAUCUCUUCAGAACAUGACUUUAGUCUGCAGUCUGAGUUCCUCUGCCAUCUUGUGACACUUCCUCCAUGAUUGUCAAGUUAUGAUAACCACAACAGUGGUCUAUAAACUGAGAAUAAGCAGUGA